Molecule: messenger RNA, 3390 nt
Organism: Odontomachus brunneus
Lineage: Eukaryota; Metazoa; Arthropoda; Insecta; Hymenoptera; Formicidae
Gene: shu
Product: inactive peptidyl-prolyl cis-trans isomerase FKBP6
Exons: 6
Coding region: 208-1536 (442 amino acids)
Molecular function (GO): peptidyl-prolyl cis-trans isomerase activity; protein binding
Source: RefSeq, a predicted model, not a curated record
UAUUUGUCUCACUCUAACUUGUUGCACCAGUGCAGCAGUGCAGAGCAAAAGAACAGACCUAAAAUUAUAAGAGCGGCACAUAGUGCUUGUUUUGUACUGGAUUGCUUAGUAGGAAGAAAUACUGUUUUGUUUUGUUGAGAAUAAAGAAAGUAACUUGUGAAAAAAAAUUGUCAAAUAAAUAUUAAUCUAGUAACUCGCUAUAUCGAAAUGGCCGAAAAUAAAUUUUCUUCGUUGCAAGGAUUCAAACUCGAAGAUUUACUAUCCAAAGAUGGGGUUACGUUUGAAAUUGGAGAACAAUAUUACGAUGAUGAAGAUGAAGAGUUUGCAUAUACUUCAUUCGCACAAUAUAGUAAUGAGGAGAUGUUAGAUAUGUUGAACAUGAAUGAUUUUAGUGACGAUGAGAUAGAUAAACAGGAAACAAAUAUACUUCUUCACGGUAUUAGUUUUGCAAAGUUAAAAAAAAAGAUGACAAGUUUGAUAGCAGAUCAAAAGGUGAUGAAAUAUAUCAAGCAGAAAGGUGUUGGAGAAGUUAUACCUAACAAUGCUCAGGUCACUGUCCAUUAUGUAGGAUAUUUUGAGGAUAACGAUGAACCUUUUGAUUCUUCAUAUGUCACUGGACGUCCAAGAACAUUGCGUUUAGGACAAGAUCUCAUCAUACCUGGUUUAGAAAUAGCUAUAGCCAGUAUGUGUAAACAUGAGAUAGCAGUAUUUUGGAUGCAUCCUGACUAUGCCUACAAGGCUAUGGGCUGUCUACCACGUAUCCCUCCUAAUGCAGAAGUAAUUUUCAUUGUUCAUUUGUUUGAUUUUAUUGAUAAUGGUUCUGCAGAUACGUAUUAUAAUCUUAGUCUGGAGGAGAAACAGUCAUUUCCAAACGUGGUAGAGUCUGUCAAACAUAUGCUUGUAACUGCUAAAGAUCACUUCGCUAAGCAACGUAUCAAACAAGCAAUAAGAGAAUACAAAAAAGUUGUUGACUUUCUGGAUAUGGUAAAAUUGAAAGAUGACAUAGAAGAGGAAAAAAUAAAGAAAUUACUCUCUCGGACUUGUACUAAUCUCGGGAUUUGCUAUAACAAGUUGAAUAUGCCACGUAAUGCUUGCUUGGCUUGUAACAGGGUUCCUAUUCCUACUGCAAAAACUCAUUAUAACUUCGGGAAAGCUCUUCUAAGUAUUGCAGAGUAUGAUGAAGCAAUGAAUGAGUUGCAAAAAGCUCACAAGUUAGAUCUGCAUAAUCAGUGUAUUAAGAAAGCAAUUCAACAAACGAAUAUGAAACAACGUGAAUACUUGGAAAUCGAAAAACGCUUAUGGAAAAAUUGCUUUAAAUCUGAGGAGAACAAAACGAAACUCACUGAAUUCCGGAAAGCCGCACGUGAUUUGUGCGAUUCCGUGCAAAACAAUAUAGUAAGACAACCUCUUCCUGAAGGUUUUACAGAGGAAGAGCUUGAAAUCAUACGUGAAGAAGCUGCUACAUCAGGACUGAACAUUGUCAGGCAUAUAAGAUACGGCAAAGAGAUUGUAUAUAUUCAGAAGAACAAUGCGUGAAAUUAUAUAUUCGAAGUUUAUACCCAAUUUCUUCACUUCUGGUUAACUUUAUCUACCAGUUAUUCUAUUGAAAUUGACCUAUCAUAUUUAUGGUUGGCAAGAAUUAAUCAAUUUCAGUUGACAUUCAACAGAUAGAUAAAAUUAACCAGAGGUGAAGAAAUUGGGCAUUAGACAUUAAUCUCCUAAACUUAUUAUUGCAUUCUCAAAAAUUUAUAAAUAAUAGUUCCUUUUUACGUUAUUUUUUUAAUAUGAGGUGUUCAUAUUGUGACAAUAGUGAAUUCACAAUAGUAAUUAUUCACCAAAGAUGCUAUUGAUAUUUCAUAUCAAUGUUAGUGUAAAAUAUACAGGCCAGCCUGUACUCAUGACAAAUGAACUUUAUACUAUCAGUAUCAGUAUAUUUAAAGCCUUCAGCUCAUAUAGUCAAGAAGGAGACUUGAUCUAUAGUUACAUUCCUUAACUGCACGUAUUCAUUUCUUAUUUAUAUCUAUUCAAUUACUAGUCUACUAAUAGUUACAUUAUCUCUCUUUAAUUGACUUUGCUAUAUUCAUCUUGUUACUUAAAUAUUUUUGUAAUUUCUUUUCACAAUCUUCUUAAUUUUUAAUUUCUUUUUAAUUUUCAUCUAAUCUUUAUAUUAUCUACAUCUUAAUAUCAUAUCCAAUUACUCUUUCCUAUUUCAUUCAAUGGAUACCAUGUUGUCCUCAUAUACAAUAUUUGCAACUCUAUUUUUCAGCUGUAUACUUUUAUCCCUUUAUUUUUCCUCUUUCUCUUUCCGAUCUCAUCAUUGUUCUAUUUAAUCUUCAUUCUCUUUUUCCGCAAUUUUCUCCCAUAUCUUGUUAGUUUUAUUAUAUUCUUUUUCAGUGGCGUAACCACUCAGGGGGAGCUGAAGAGACUGCAGCCCCCCCCCCCCAAAAUUAAUUUUUUGGGUUACGUUAAAUGUGAGAAAUUUUUUUUGAAUAACCUUUCUUUUGCUCGUCAAAAAUAAAAAGUACAGCCCUCCCCGAAAUUUUUUUCUGGCUACGUCACUGUUCUUCCUACUAACUCCAUAAAGUGAUUCCUCUGCCUUUUUUCGCUUCCUAUAUGUCUCCUUCAGUUUAUAUCGCUAAGAAAGAGUUUUUCAUAUCCUAUAACCUAUAGUCUUUCUUUUAUUCUUUGCACUUCAUUCUUAUUUCUAUAGUAUCAUAUUUUGCUUCUAUAUCCCAUCAGAUCAUUUCAUCCUCUUCAUUUCUUGUAUCCUCUUCUACUUCCAGUACACUUUUGUGUACUUUUGUCUUCUAUUACUAUUCUAUUAUAUAUUUCUAUCAAUAAUUUAUUUUACAUUACCACACUAACCUAAGCUUAUUUGCCUUAACUUAAUUUAAUUGAAAUAACCUUAACUUAAUUGAAAUUUGUGAAAUUGUAUGAUUUACAAUGUGAUAAAAGGUAGACAAAUUACUAUUCAGGAAUUAUAAGUUAUUCACUAAGUCUCAAUAUAUACUGCCGUUUUGUCUUCCAAUAUAUACUGCCAAUAUAUACUUAAAAGUUUAACAAGAAGAUACUAUAAUAAAGAAAUCAAAAUAUUAUAUAUACAUAAAUAUAAACUAUACAAAUAUAACAUAUGAAAAAUAUAUUUUUGAAGUUCUUAAAUAUAGAAUAUAGAAUACAGAACGCCUUGUAUAUUACUCGCUUUUAUUUUAUUUUUUUAAAUACUAAACAUGUCGUUUAGAAAAACGAUACAAAUAUAUAUUAUAGAAUGCAAUCUAUAUAAGGAGAUAAGUACAAAGACAGCGUUAAUAUUUGAUGCAUUAGUAACAUCAUCAUUAUAUAUUUUCCAAUGUUUGUUGACAAGUAAGACAAAUAAAAAGUAUUUUGCAAAAA